Molecule: messenger RNA, 1191 nt
Organism: Formica exsecta
Lineage: Eukaryota; Metazoa; Arthropoda; Insecta; Hymenoptera; Formicidae
Exons: 3
Coding region: 1-918 (305 amino acids)
Biological process (GO): detection of chemical stimulus involved in sensory perception of smell; sensory perception of smell
Cellular component (GO): plasma membrane
Molecular function (GO): odorant binding; olfactory receptor activity
Source: RefSeq, a predicted model, not a curated record
AUGACGUAUUCCGAGCGUGUGUCAACGAGCAUUCAAUUGACAUAUAAAAAUAAUAAUGAUUACAGUUUACAAUUCACUCGUUGGUUUUUAAUGCUAAUCGGUAUUUGGCCGCGAAUGAGCACGGCAACGAAAGUCGAAAAGCUCUCUUCAUACGUGCAUAUUCUCGUCUGCUCGUCCUUGAUAGCAAUUGUCGUGGUGCCGUUUUUGUUAUAUAUAUGGCUGGAAGAGAAAGAUAUCGAGAUAAAAUUGAGCAUGAUAGGUCCGUUGAGCCACUGGAUUAUGGGCAUGAUUAAUUACUGUUUGCUCCUCGCACGCAGCAACAAUAUCCGCGAAUGCGUGCGACACAUGGAAACGGAUUGGAAACUGGUUAAAAGAAACGAGGAUCAACAGGUGAUGCUGCAACAAGCCAAGAUCGGCCGUUUCGUCGUCGUAAUCUGCGCGAUAUUCAUGCAGAGCGGCACAUUUCUCUUCGCUAUACGCAAAUCGCUGACUACCACAAUUGUCAUUGUCAAUAAUGAGACCAUUUCGAUGCGUCUAAUGGCCUGUCCAAUUUACAGCAAGUUUAUCGAUACGAGGUUCAGCCCCGCGAACGAGAUCAUGCAGGUUGUAGAAAUAUUAUCGACUUUUAUAGUUAAUUCUGUUACGGUAGGCGUUUGCAGUCUCGAUACGAUCUUUGCUAUGCACGCGUACGCUCAGCUGAGUGUAUUAUUUUUGUGGCUAAACAAACUCAUCGUGGACAAAAAUAAUGGAAACAAUUUCGCUCAACGAAGACUGGCUAUUAUAGUGGAACAUCAUUUGAGAGUGCUGAGUUUUAUAUCGCGUAUGGAGUCUAUUAUGCAAAAUAUCUGCCUCGUGGAAUUGCUGAGAUGUACAAUGAAUAUGUGUUUACUUGCAUAUUACUUUAUUACGGUAUGCUAAAAAUAAGAAAGAAUUGGGGUACAUCUGAUAUGACAAAAUUGCUAUCAUUUGUCAUUAUAUACUUAUCUGUGUCUUUCAAUAUUUUUGUAUUUUGUUACAUGGGUGAGAUCCUUACAGAACAGGUAAUAAUUUGAAUUUAAGUCAAAUACAAUUAGUGACUAUGCAGGCAAUCUAAAAGAUAAAUCGUAAUUUGUAUUUUUUACUAUGUUUCUAAAAUAUUUUUUAUAUCUCUAAACAAAAAAAAAAAAUCUUUUAAAUUUAAAUUUAUUAGUG